Molecule: messenger RNA, 2803 nt
Organism: [Torrubiella] hemipterigena
Lineage: Eukaryota; Fungi; Ascomycota; Sordariomycetes; Hypocreales; Clavicipitaceae
Source: the annotation of a GenBank genome assembly
CCACACUGUCUGUCCACACUGUCCUCGACCCAUAGUUGAGACGCCGGUGAAGCACAGACUUGAUACACCAACAACCGCAUCACCACCACCAACCAAUGGCAUCGCCGCGCCAGCGCCCAACGUUACCUGGCGCCAGGGAUUGCAUGACAUUCAUGCGAGCCUAGAUCCAGCUGUCCACCCAAGAUCCCUCGAUCGUCCCAACCACAGCCGCCCUCAUGCAGGCAUCCCGAGUUUUGACGCCAGCGUUGGCGUUACAGACUUGUCACCACUAUUUCCGGCCUGCCGGAUGAUGUGCUUGCUGCGGCUCUGCGUGCAGAAUCUUCCCUUCAGAAGUUCUUCUAGUAGUCUCGCCGCUGGCUCCAAAGUAUAUAUACACCAUCCGUCCGCUCCCCCCAAGAUGUAAGAUCACCAACAGUGCAGCAACAACAAGCACAAUCACCUUCGAGCAGGCCUCGAUUCACUCUCCUUAACGCGUCUACUGCUGCUGUACACGCACACAUUCGUUUAAUACCGCUACUGCUGCCCAUCAUGCGUUGCGAAGCACUCUUUGCCGUGCUCGUCCCCCUCUUGGGAGCUGCACCGGUCUUCGCCAUGGCUCAGGACUUUGACACCCAGGACAUGGCUGCCAUUGCUGCAGCCCUCAACAUGCAGUUGGAUGGCGCCGGCGCCGACUAUGCGCUAACCAAGCGCGAUCUACGCCGUAGUCUCGAGCCUAUUUGCAGCAGCGCUGCUCCCGACUCGGACGCGGCCAAGUUUUGCGCCGGCCUUACCAACAUUGUCAGCAGCGUCAACGGUGCUAUCGGAGCUGGCACUGUUGUUGGUGCUGGUGCUCCAUCUGGACAGCCUACUCCUGCUCCUGCUGCUCAACCUACUGCAGCUCAACCUCCUCCUGUAGAGGGUCAACCACCUGUAGAGGGUCAACCGCCUACAGAGGGUCAACCUCCUGCUGAUCAAACUCCUGUUCUUGGCCCUGAUGGCCAGCCAAUUCCUGUUCAGCCUGCCAACGUAACCGUUCCCACCAAUGGUACCGCUCCUCUUCCCGACGGCGGCACUCCCGCCCCCGAUGGUACAGCUCCCGUUCCUCCUGUUGAUUCUCCUACUCUUGUUCCCGGCGAAGGUCCCGAUCAAGAGCAGCCUGGAGAAAACGGCCCUGAAGCUGGCGGUGGUGCGCUCGGGAAAACAGACGCUCCUGCCCCGACCGAUGCUCCCGUCCAAGGAGGAGGAACUGGCUCCAAUAUUGGACAAAUCGUAGGCGGUCUUGGAACUCUCGUACAAGGAGUUGGAGAUAUUAUCACAGCCAUUAAAGGCAACGGCGGUGGUAAUGGCGAAGGAGAGGCGCCUCCUGCUGCUACUCCUGCUCCUGGUAAUGAGUCCCAGGGCAACCCAGCUCAAGCUCCUGGUGCUGGUAACACUGCGCCCGUUGCUUCUCAGGCUCCUCCUGCGGCUUCUCAGGCUCCUCCCGCCGCCGGUAGCCAAGCUCCUGCGGCUUCUCAAGCCCCGGCUGCCGGUUCUCAGGCCCCUCCUGCAGCUUCUCAAGCUCCCCCGGCUGCCGGCUCUCAAGCUCCCGUGGCCUCCCAGGCUCCUGCUGUUUCUCAGCCUGCCGUCUCUCAGCCCGCCGCUUCCCAGGCUCCCGCCGUAUCCAAGCCUGCUGGCAGUGAGCCCCCCGUCUCUAAGCCGGCUGCAUCUGAGCCCAUCAAGUCGGAAGCUCCCAAGCCCUCCGCUCCCGCUGCUGGUGCAUCCUCCAAGCCCGCUGUCUCUGAACCCAUCAAGUCCGAAGCCCCCAAGCCUUCUGCACCUGGUGCUGUCGCUUCAUCCAAGCCCACUGUCUCUGAAGCCCCCAAGACUUCUGCACCUGGCGCCGUUGCAUCUUCCAAGCCCGCCGCAUCGCAGCCCAUCAAGUCUGAGGCCCUCAAGUCCGAACCCAUCAAGGCCUCUCAGCCGCCCCCCGCCGCCAGCGCCACCAAGAAGCCAACCUUUGGCAGCGCCAACCCCAGCGGUGCCGAGACCCCCAAGUCCACCGUGAAGCCCAACGAGCCCCCCAAGGUCUCCUCUCAGCCUCCUAAGGCUGCCUCCUCUGCGCCGGCAGUCAAGCCUUCUGAACCCGCCGUCAAGCCCUCUGAACCCAUCAAGCCCUCUGAACCCAUCAAGCCCUCUGGACCCCCCGCAGGCAAGCCCACCACAUUCUCCACGCAGAUCAGGUCGCAGCCUCCCAAGGACACCAAGAAGUCGGGGGCCCCCAAGAACACCUCUCCUCCUCCUCCUCCCAAGACCACUGCCGCUCCCCCCAAGGAUACUCCCAAGCCUCCUCCUCCCCCUCCCAAGUCUACGGCUGCUCCUCCCAAGGAUACUCCCAAGCCUCCUCCCCCUCCUCCCAAGUCAACGGCUGCUCCUCCCAAAGACACUAAGAAGCCUCCUCCUCCUCCUCCCAAGACCAAUCCUCCCAAGCAAACGCCUCCUCCCAAGCAAGCGCCUCCUCCCAAGCAGACGCCCCCUCCCAAGAACACUGGCGGUGGUGGCAAGGUUUGCAAGCGCCGAGGCAAGGGCGGCGGUGGUGGUGGUAGAUCAGGUGGUGGUGGUAGAACCGGCGGCGGCAGCAGCUCUGGUGGCCGUAAGGGCUGCUAAGCAGCCUGAUAUCUUGUAUAACUGGCAGACAAGAUAUGCCGAGGUAUCUUCCUUUCCAGGAGCUGGCCAUUCUACGCUGGAUCGCAGAACACUCUACUGUACUUUACUUGUUUUGCAGUGUCAAGCUGGCUUGACGUCCACUCGUUUAGUAGCUCUAAUAUAUAAUAAUGAUUUCCUUUUC